UAUAUUUCCUUUCAAAAGGCUCCUCUCAGCCACAUGAAUAUCCCCAUAGGCGUGCAGACAACUCCGCCCUGUGUCACUGAGAUCCUUUCAUUAACUGUUUUUCCUAUCAUAUUAUUCAUCCAACAUGCGAUUCAGUCAGUUGUCUUAUAUCGCCGCCCUCGUUGGCAGCCAGCUAGUUGCUGGUGAUGACGAAGCUCAUGGUGAGGGCCUUGAAGGCACUGUCAUGGGUCCCGUCGCCUUUCUAUGGCCUGACGACAGACCUUGGAGCGCCUCGGCUGAUAACUCGGGGCCUUGUGGAAGUUCCAGCGGCGUGAGCAACCGAACCAUCUUCCCGCUCACUCAGGGAACUGUCGCUCUGUCGAUUGCAGACGAUGCCUGGAAUGUUAACUUCUCUAUUGCAUACGACAACGCACCGACAAUCCAGAGCCAGUUCACCCAACAGGUUGUUAGUGAAGUCACAGAGAUAGAACCUGGCCACCAAUGCUAUAAGGUUGCUAGUAUCCCCAGCAGCGUGACUGCGGGAACCAACGCUACCAUCCAGUUGGAAUAUUGGUCAAACGUCGACAACGAGCUUGGCGGUGCCAACCAAACCUUCUACGCCUGCGCCGAUAUUACUUUCGUCAAGACAAAAGACUUUGAUAUCACAGCCCCUUGUUUCAAUGUAACAGCGUCAGACUUCGAUUCAGGCGCCUCAUCCUCGACUUCUAGCUCGGUCCCAAGCGCCACAGGCACAACCGCUAGCUCUGACACAACUAGCAACCAGAGCUCAAGCUCGUCUAGUGAUGGCCUAUCUACCGGAGCGAAGGCUGGUGUUGCCGUUGGUGUGGUUGUGGCUUCUCUUGGUAUCGUGGGCGUCGUCGCCUUCAUCAUGCUUAGGAAGCGCAGGUCGGCCCCUCACGAUAGUGAGGCAUCAGUACCCGCCGCCAAGAACCAGCCUGAGGUAGCCUCUGUCAAUAGUCACCAAAACUAAGUUAUUUAGUUGUUGUAAUUUGGAUUAGGCAGUCAACAACUUGGAAAUAAGCAAGAUGGUUGGAUAGUUACCUAGGUAUAAGACUUUGGAAAGACGAUGGUUGAAGAUGAAUGUGACCAUGCCCUAUCAUUUUUACAGAGAUAGUUAAUAUACCCUGUUACAUAUACCAAUCUAUCU
Messenger RNA from Annulohypoxylon truncatum, 1147 nucleotides. RefSeq lists its product as uncharacterized. The record is from RefSeq and is a predicted model, not a curated record. NCBI's taxonomy places the organism in Eukaryota, Fungi, Ascomycota, Sordariomycetes, Xylariales, Hypoxylaceae. Bases 125 to 970 code for a protein of 281 amino acids. The transcript has 4 exons.